Molecule: messenger RNA, 2088 nt
Organism: Neocloeon triangulifer
Lineage: Eukaryota; Metazoa; Arthropoda; Insecta; Ephemeroptera; Baetidae
Product: sodium-coupled monocarboxylate transporter 1-like
Exons: 14
Coding region: 160-1998 (612 amino acids)
Biological process (GO): transmembrane transport; sodium ion transport
Cellular component (GO): membrane
Molecular function (GO): symporter activity
Source: RefSeq, a predicted model, not a curated record
UCUGCAUAGGCCCUGUGGCGUCCCCACUGCUCUACAGAUUCGCGUUCGCCACUUUCUCUACCUUUGUCGUUGCUGCGAGAUCGUCAGGUGUUGUAGGUCGCGGUCCGCCAAAGGAAGGUUGCGCUGCUCAGGUCCGUCCCUCAGCGUUUCACCCUCAAUAUGUCAUCCCAAGCACCACCGAUUGUCGACGACGAAGAAUGCAGGCCGCAAAUCUCGUUUUUCCAAUGGCCCGACUACGUGGUGUUGGCCCUGAUGCUGCUCGUGUCGGCGGCCAUCGGCAUCUUCUUCGGCAUCCAGGCCCGUCGACAAAAGGCCAGCACCGACGACAUCCUCGUCGGCGGCAGACAGAUGGCCACUUUUCCCAUGGCCAUGUCUCUUCUCGCCAGUUUUAUGUCUGCAGUAACACUUUUGGGCAACCCUGCCGAAAUGUACAACUACGGAACGCAGUUUGUGGUGAUCGGUGUCGGCUACAUCAUGGUUAGCCCAGUCACCGCCUACGUUUUCAUGCCCGUGUAUCACAGACUUGCCCUCACAUCAGCCUACGAGUACUUGGAAAUGAGGUUCAACAAGUGGGUGCGACUGAUCGGCUGCGUUAUUUUCACACUUCACAUGAUCACGUACCUUCCGAUCGUCGUAUACGCGCCAGCCCUGGCCUUGAACCAGGUCACUGGUCUUGACACCUAUGCCGCGGUCAGCAUCAUCUUUGCCGUCUGCAUUUUCUACACGUCUGUUGGUGGCAUCAAAGCCGUGAUAUGGACAGACACCUUUCAGGUGUUGAUGAUGUUCGCCGGCAUGAUGGCCGUUGUCUUCAAAGGCACCGUCGACGUCGGCGGCGCCGACUUUGUCUGGCAAAAGACGGUGGAGUCUGGCCGAGCCGAGUUUUUCAACAUGAACACUGACCCCCGCGAGAGACAUUCUUUCUGGACCAUGACAGUCGGCGGCUCUUUCCUGUGGAUCGCUACUUACGCAGCCAGUCAGGCGCAGAUCCAGCGCUUCUUGACUGUCCCCACCGAAAAGCAAGCAGUCAGAGCAAUUUGGAUCAACUGUAUUGGCCUAGUCGCCCUUCUGCUGGUCUGUUGUUGGGGUGGCCUCGUCAUGUACGCCAACUAUUUUGAUUGCGACCCUCUGAUUUCAGGAAAAGUGAAAGCAUCUGACCAACUUUUGCCUCUUUUUGUUAUGGACACGAUGGGCAGUUUGCCUGGAAUGCCUGGCUUAUUCACGGCUGGAAUAUUCAGCGGCUCGCUCAGCACUGUUUCGACCGGUCUUUCUUCUUUGGCUGCAAUCACCUUAAAGGAUUUUCUCAUCGGAGCCUUCAAGAUGGAACUCAAAGACUCGCGACAAGCCAGUUUGGCCAAAUGGAUCAGUUUGAUUUAUGGAAUCAUCUGUUUUGGAAUCGUAUUUCUUGUUGCCCAAAUCGGCGGAGUUUUGCAAGCUGCCUUGAGCGUUAACGGAAUGGUCGGUGGACCGAUUCUUGGACUUUUCAGCCUUGGAAUUUUGAUACCCUGGGUCAACUGGAAGGGCGCUUUUUCUGGUGGAAUUGUGGGUUUGGUCUUCGUCGGGUGGAUGGGCUUUGGCGCCCAAGUCGAAGCAGCCUUGGGCAACCUCAGCUAUCCGAAAAAGCUAUUAUCCGUCGCCGGCUGCAAUUGCACCACUGGGGUGCUGCCCGCACCUCCUCUACCAGGCUCUUAUCCGGACAUUUUUCCGCUGUACGCGGUUUCCUACAUGUGGUACGCUCCGAUAGGGUGGUGCAUCACCACGCUAAUCGGCAUCGCGGUCAGUUGGAUGACCAAGUUCAACGACCCCAGGGAGAUGGACAAGAGGUUGUUUUCACCAGUACUGAUCGCGAUCAUGGACAAACUGCCCCUCAGCUGGCAAGAAAAAGUCAACUGGCCACUCAAACCCGCCAAAAAGGAGGGAUGUGAGAACAGUGGAUUUGAAUUCGAGGCUGAAAAUGAAAAAGUACAAAAAUCAGAAGACGAGAACACCCAUAAAUUCUAAGGUUUUGAUAAAAUGAACUCAAUUAAUUUACGUUAAUAACAUUGAUAAGCCUUUGAAAAUUAAACAACGACAAAAAUACAAUUUUGUUUU